Molecule: messenger RNA, 864 nt
Organism: Diabrotica balteata
Lineage: Eukaryota; Metazoa; Arthropoda; Insecta; Coleoptera; Chrysomelidae
Source: the annotation of a GenBank genome assembly
AUGACGAAGAUAUCAUCAGACCAACUAAAAUCCAACCUAGAGAUACAACUGUCGGAGCUAGAAAUCUUAGAAUCUCUCCUGUAUAACCCCGGAGAACUUAAAGUCGAAGAUAUCUGUACUUUAUCCGACAUUAAAGACUACGUGAAUGACAAAACAACCAUUUCGCCACCAUAUCUCGACCUUACUGUGAAUAUCAUUCAAGAUAACGCAAAGUUUGAGCUUUGUAUCACCCUUCCUCAUGAAUACCCCAACGUAGAACCCGAAUUAUUUGUGAGAAAUCACAAAUUCGACCGGCACCAACAUGUUAAAAUUAACAAAGACUUGUGCAACUUCAUGGCUUGUCAAGAAAAAGGAGAACCUUGUAUAUUUUCUGCGAUCUCUUGGAUAAAGGACAACGCUGAAGAGUAUAUUCAAGUGGAACAGGAGCAGCCUCAAAAGAAAGAUGUGAGGGAUGAGAAAUUUGUGAGACACUGGAUUUAUUCACAUCACAUUUAUAGCAAGACGAAGAGGAGGGAGUUGGUGGAGUUGGCGAGUCAGCUAGAGUUAACUGGAUUUUGUAUGCCAGGAAAGCCAGGUAUCAUUUGUAUCGAAGGAGCUGCCGCAGACGUCCAAGAAUGCUGGCAGUCCAUUAAAUCUAUGAGCUGGAAAAAAAUCUUCUGUAAAGUUGUCGAAGACGAUAAAGAAGAAAAAGGGCGCAAAUUUUUAAAAUUCGACAAAUUCGAAGAAGUCGUUUUUCAGAACAACGGAAUCAAGUAUAAUCACAUGGAUAUGGGUGAGCUGCAUCAUUACUUAGAAGACCAUAGUGUCGGUUAUAUAUUUAAAGAUAUUUUCGGGGUGGAAGCGAGAUCGAGUACUAGCUCUUAA